AGGGCCCGCUCAAUGGCCCUCCGUACCAAAAGUCAAUUCUGCUUGACACGCACAGCCACGGGAGGGCUUCUCCUUGUCUCGCUCUGCCAUGUCGGAUUGGGAACUUUGCCGGCAAAGAGGGCCAACGUCAACGCCGCGUUAGGAGCAUGGCUGGCCGUUGGCAACGGCGUAGGCGCACGCCGUACAGAGAGAGCAGUUGGAGUCUGCCAAAAACGGGCAAUCGAUACACGAGCGCCCCCUUCUAUUGGCUCGUGUGAUGGCAACAGAGGUGAAGUUGGUGGGCUGACUCGACGUAGGUCUGUCUCGGAGAAGGUUUUCAUCUUGACAAUUUCCACGAGCAACCCAGAACAACCACUGGCCCUUAAUAACAGCAAAUGGGAGUCAAGGCAAUCUGUCAAGCUCCACCUGCAGCAACAAGUGACCGGGAGCAUGACCGGGAGCAUGACUGGGAGCAUGACUGAGAGCAGGGCUGGGGGCAGGGCUGGGAGUGUGAUACAAGCCUAUGCUAGCUUUAGCAUAGAGGGCCACGGUGUUGACAACCGGGUCCCUGGUAUCUGA
This is a messenger RNA of Trichoderma atroviride IMI 206040, 558 nucleotides long. The record is from RefSeq and is a predicted model, not a curated record. Lineage: Eukaryota; Fungi; Ascomycota; Sordariomycetes; Hypocreales; Hypocreaceae.